AUAUGGUUUAAAAACACAAAUACAUUGGAAUUUGGAUCUAGUUGGUCACACAUACAGACAUCCAUCCAUCUUUUGUUUGGUAAACUUAUACGCUUGCAUAUUAAAAUCAUACAUUGUAUUCACGCUGUUUCAGUUAGAAUUGGAUAUUGUAUGCACUCAAAUACACUAUUUUGCUAACUGAUACUAAUAAGGGCCUUCCUAUCCGAAGCAAAUGGGCCAAACCACUGGCCCAUAAAAGCAGUUCAUACCUUUGGGCCGUCCAUCUGAGAUGUAUAAACUGACCGGGGCGAUGAACUUGAAGCUGAUGAAUGCCCCAUAUAUAUAAUUCCCGCCGAACCGUGUAAUCCAUAACCAAAAGGCUUUUCACAAUGCUUCAUCGUAACAAAUUUCUCUCCAACAAAAUUACAAACCGAAUCAUGAGCCAUCAUUUUCUCCGACAAAAUUGUCGUACGAUGUCGACUCGCCGGUUCAACAACGUCAAAGAUGAAGAUGAACAGUAUCAUAACAAACUCCGUAGAAAAACUGAAAAUGAAGAAGCACAAAUUUAUUUGCUUAAGAGUAGAGGUCAGCAUCUUCUAAUGAAUCCUCGAGUCCUUAAUACCAUUGUCCAAAAAUCCAACAUACUUCCUACUGAUACCGUUCUAGAAAUUGGACCCGGCACUGGUAAUCUCACCCUGAAGCUUCUAGAAGUUGCCGAAAAAGUUAUAGCCAUUGAAAUUGACAAACGUAUGGUAGAGAUUCUUCACAAGCGCGUCGCUGAACGAGGACUUCAAGGCCGUUUAACUGUUAUAUGCCAAGAUGCUUUAAAAACUGAGUUUCCCCAGUUUGAUCUUAUGGUUGCCAAUAUCCCUUAUGGAAUUUCCUCACCUCUGGUUGCUAAAUUGGUUUAUGGGAAGAACUCAUACAGGAGUGGGACACUGCUGUUGCAGAAAGAAUUUGCAAGGAGGCUAUUGGCAAAUCCAGGGGAUUCAGAGUUUAAUAGAUUAGCAGUGAACGUGAAGCUGGUGGCCGACGUAGAGUUUGUCAUGAAUGUGAGCAAGAAGGACUUUUUGCCAUGUCCAAAGGUUGAUUCUUCUGUUGUGAAGAUACAUCCUAAAACUGAAAUUCCGGAGGUGGACUUUGACGAAUGGUGUGCAUUUACAAGAACUUGCUUCACCAAGAAAAAUAAAACAUUGGGUGCCAUCUUUAAGCAGAAAGGAAUGUUGAUGGAGUUAAUGAAACUGCAAGAAACCAAAGGAGAUGAAGAGAAUAACACAAUUUACAGUGAUUAUCAUGUUAAUGAUGCCGAAGAUGAAGAUGGGGCGAGGAAUGAAGGCAAUGGCAAUUUCUCUUCCACUGUGGGAAAGGACCUGAACUUGUUUAAAGAGAUAAUCAAUGACAUUUUAAGAUCUGGUGGAUUUGAAGAUAAGAGGCCUUCAAAGCUCUCUCAUGAGGAGCUUCUGGACUUGCUUUCUUUAUUCAAUCAAGCUAGGAUACAUUUUCAUGGUCAAGUAAAACCAAUGGAUGAAAGUGAAGCAGAACUUGCCUCUGCAUUUGAUCCAUUAUGAAGCCUUAAUGCAACUAUGCUUUUGUAACAUACAUGCUGUGUGGUUUCUUGCCUCAUUUUCAUAAAUGGCAAUUCAAUCAACUUCAUUGAUCUAGCCAUAGCAGCAGGUGAUCAAUCUUUUGGCAAGAAUUUUGCAGAAGAUGUAUCAUUUCACCCUCAGAACAGUUCAUACUUUGAAGGUGAUUGAUUGGUCUGCACCUCUUAGUCAUAUCAUGCUCACUGGAUUCUUGGCACAAACUUUAUGUUUCCUUGGAUUAAAUUCGAUUGGUGGAAUGUCAAAUGGGAUGAGAUGGCGUUGGUUAAUCUAUUUACCAUUAGUUCUAUUAAGCAGAUGGAUGGGCUCCAAUGGAAUCCAUAUUGAGUUUCCCAUUGGGGAAAUGAGUUUCGGAGUCGUGAGAUGGUUUGUUGAACUCAUUUCCAAAACCCUCCUGUCAGGCCUGAGAGUAUCCAGUUGUUUGCUAGCACCUUGUUGGCCACCUCUACCAGUGGAAAACUGGAGCUCUGGCUGGUGUUUGGUACACUUCACCCUGAGCCUGUCAUGAGAUUUUACCAUUCAGUAGUUUGCAGCUUAACCGACAGUCACCAGAAAGGGAAGGGCCAGCAACAAGCUUCGCAUAAAAAUAACCAGCUUGAAAACCCCAAGUCUCUCUCUACCUUCAUGUGUCCGUUAUCCUACUCAUGCUGGAAUAUUGGGUUGUGGCUGUAUUAUUUGUCAAAAGAAAAGUAAAAUAACCCUUGCAUUUUAACUCCCUGAAGUGAUAGCAGAAUAUCAAUCUCUUGUGAUGUCAACUGUUUCCUACGAUAAGUGAAGUAGCCACAGAGAUAAAAAUCAGUUUCUUGCGUGGAUUUGUUCAAAAGAAAAGGGAUAGUGCUAAAGUUGUAAGAAUUUUUUCAACUUCUUUUGCUAGCCACUAUUUUGUCAAUUGGCAGAGAGGUAAAUCUCUUGGGCUUUGCCUUCAGCUUAAAGAUACCAUAGCAUACAAACUAGUGGGCUAUUCAAGAAAUAUCACUUCCCUUUCUUCAACAAACUGGUUUCUACAUGUUAUCAUUCAAAUGUAUUGGGCUUCCAAUUUCUUUUUUUUUUGUUCCUUUUGAAGUUAAGUCACUGACAAAACACCUUUGCUACCCGUACAAAACUAUAGCCACUCCAACUUCUAUAAGAAUCAAGGAAGCUAAAGGGUUCCCCCUUGUGCCUUUUACGCAGUGCUAUUUGAAUACUUGAAGUAAAUGGUGAGUUGAAAAAGAUGAAAUUCGAG
Messenger RNA from Capsicum annuum, 2802 nucleotides. Its product is annotated as ribosomal RNA small subunit methyltransferase, mitochondrial. Gene Ontology annotation, biological process: rRNA methylation. The record is from RefSeq and is a predicted model, not a curated record. Gene Ontology annotation, cellular component: mitochondrial matrix. The coding region runs from base 369 to 1547 and encodes 392 amino acids. Lineage: Eukaryota; Viridiplantae; Streptophyta; Magnoliopsida; Solanales; Solanaceae. Gene Ontology annotation, molecular function: rRNA (adenine-N6,N6-)-dimethyltransferase activity. The transcript has 2 exons.